AAGCUCGUCAACAUGCAGCAGGGUCACUUGGAUUGUCUGCGCUUCACAUCAAGUAUAGUUUUGAUGUGAUGUGACUCAGACGAUAUUUGUAUUUUCUAUGAAUACGAGCAGUUAUUGACAAAUAUGUAUAUUAUUUAUACCUUUCUUUAAAUGCUCAAAAAAUUAUCCCAGCAAUAUGUGGUCGUUUUUUUCACGCGAUCCAACCAAGGAUUUUCCCUACGAAAUCGGGGAGCCCGUUGGUGUACUUGACGAUAAGAACAUCUGGAGUCUGCACAAAGCCAAACGCAAAGGAUCUACUACUUCAAUUGGUGAAGAUGUUUCUGUAUUUGUCUUCCAAGUGAAAAACGGUGCAGAACAUCAGUUAGAAAUAGCUCGAGCAGCAGUAAAAAGAUUGAAAACACUUAGACAUCCAAGUAUUUUAGCGUACUUAGAUAGUUUGGAUACAGAUAAAGCAAUUUAUUUAGCAACUGAAAGGGUCGAACCACUUCAUAAUCGUCUUUCCAGAGUAGCUGAUAUAGGAGAAGGAAAUAAGCAUGAGCUUUACUUAUCCUGGGGAAUAUUUCAAAUAACAAGGGCAUUAAGUUUUCUAAAUAAUGAUGGCAACUUGCGACACAAUAAUGUUAACUUGUGGUCAGUUUUUGUUAAUGAAGAAACUGGAGAAUGGAAACUUGGUAGUGUUGAAUAUAUGACAGCUGUUGACGCUGUCUAUUCUUCACUACCUCAAGUACUACAAGUGUAUAGACCACCUGAAGCCAAAGAAAAUUCAAAACCUAUUACAAAAUGUUGUGUAGAUAUGUGGGGUUUGGGAUGUCUUAUUUGGGAAGCUUUUAAUGGACCACUUACCGCUGCAGGAAAUUUAGAUGCUACAGACAGACUUCCAAAAGCUUUGUUAAUGGUGUAUGAAGAAAUUGUAAGUUGUAAAGCUGAAAGUCGCCCUAAUCCAGCUGAUAUGAUAGUACGCUGUCGUAGUAAUGGAGGAUUUUUCAAGAAUGACCUUAUUGAUGCACUUUUAUUUCUUGAAGAAAUUCAAGUGAAAGAAAAAAACGAAAAGAAUCGUUUUUUUGCACAACUAUCGACGCAACUUGAUAGUUUUCCUGAGGGAGUUGGUCGCUUUAAAAUACUGCCACAACUUAUAGCGGCUUUUGAGUACGGCGAUGCUGGCAGUGCUGUUCUUCCUCCUUUGCUACAAUUGGGAUGUACUCUUCCUGAUGCUGAGUAUCAAAAACGUGUUGUUCCAUGUGUUGUCAAGCUGUUUGCUUCAAAUGAUAGAGCUACUAGACUUAGAUUAUUACAGCAGCUUGACAGAUUUGUCAACCAUUUAUUACCUGCUACAGUAAAUGAUGCCAUUUUUCCUCAGGUUGCUCGGGGAUUUUUAGAUACUAACCCAGCUGUAAGAGAACAAACAAUAAAAUCUAUAGUUUAUUUGGCUCCAAAAUUAGAUUAUAAUAAUCUCAAUGUGGAAGUUUUGAGACACUUUGCAAAGUUACAAUCUAAAGAUGAACACGGUGGUAUACGUACAAACACAACUGUUUGCCUAGGAAAAAUUGCCCAGCAUUUGCAUCCACAAAUAAGACAAAAAGUUUUAAUUGGUGCAUUUAUUCGAGGAACUCGUGAUCCUUUUCCACCUGCUCGAAGUGCUAGUGUUUUAGCACUUGCAGCAACACAGCAAUACUUUUUACUUCAAGAAGUUGCAAAUCGAAUAUUGCCUGCUUUAUGUCCUCUGACAACGGAUCCUGAUAAAGGUGUGAGAGAUAAUGCUUUUCGUACAUUGAGAGGAUUUUUAUCAAAACUAGAAAAGGUAUCAGAAGAUCCAGGACUUCGAGAAUCAAUGGAGGCUGAUGUUAAUACUGCCACUCCAAGCUUAAGUAAUGCUGCUGCUACAUGGGCUGGUUGGGCUGUUACCGCUGUAACAGCUAAAUUUUAUCGUAGCCAAUCUGAUAAUCCAAAAUCAUCUGCUCCUCAUGGAACUUCACGAAUUUUGUUUAAUAAACCAGCUUCAUUGGAACAUGCUUGCAGUUCUCAAAGUAGUACUAGUACCACUGCAACAACAAGUAGUGCUGCUAGUGUGACUUCUCUGGAUCAUGAUCAGGAACAUGAUACUGCUGCUAACACAGCAAAUACAAAUUCUGAUUGUGACUGGGAUUGGGAUACUGGCGACUGGGGUGACAUGGAACCCCAAACUCAAUCUGUUUCUAAUUCUAUUACACCGUCUCUUAUCACCAAGUCUCAUCAUCAUACGAAUGAACAAUGGACUAGUCUUGAAGAGAAACCAGAAGAAGAAGCUGCAGAAGAUCAAGAUAAAAAUAAACUUCAAGAGUCUGGAUGGGAUGACGAUGAAUUCCUGCCUCUAGAUGAUGUACCAUCCAGUAACCCAGAGACUAAUGAAUCAAAUAAAUUAGAAGUACAAAAGAAAAGAGAGGAAAAACGAUUAGAAAGACAAAGAAAGAUGGAAGCCAAAAGAGCAGCAAAAUUGAUCAACAGUCCUCUAGGGAAAAAAAUUUAAACAAUUCAAAUAACAUUUUAAAAUCGAAUGUUCAUGGAAUUGCCAUUACCAGGCUCUUUUCGAAAUCCCGACUUUUCGUAGAAGGAUAUAAGACGAU
Molecule: messenger RNA, 2600 nt
Organism: Trichogramma pretiosum
Lineage: Eukaryota; Metazoa; Arthropoda; Insecta; Hymenoptera; Trichogrammatidae
Gene: yata
Product: N-terminal kinase-like protein
Exons: 13
Coding region: 176-2503 (775 amino acids)
Biological process (GO): protein phosphorylation
Molecular function (GO): protein kinase activity; ATP binding
Source: RefSeq, a predicted model, not a curated record